GUGGCCUCCGAUCACUCACUGCCUGGCUCCCUCAUCGCAUCCGAUCACGAGCGCUGCUCGUUUCCUGUCGAAUCCAUUCAAUUGCUGUGGUGGAUGUUGCAGUGGGCUCAAUUUAGAACGCACUGUGGUUGACGACGCAGUUGUGCGAAUGCUGGUAGCCAUUUUGAUCGAGGCUCUUUUUGGGAUCUGGUGCUGGACGACGCAUUAACGUUGAGAUUCACCGCAAUUGUGUCUGUAGUUGUUGUAGUAGUAGUAGUGUGGCAGUCAUGGCGUCGGGGAAGGUGAUGGACCCGGACAAUUUGAACGAGAAUGUGAAGAAGACGGUGUAUGCCGUGCGGGGAGAGCUCUACCUGCGCGCCUCGGAGCUGCAGAAAGAGGGCAAGAAGAUCAUUUUCACCAAUGUCGGCAACCCGCAUGCUCUUGGUCAGAAGCCUCUUACAUUCCCUCGCCAGGUCAUGGCUCUGUGUCAGGCCCCCUUCUUGAUGGAUGACCCCCAUGUUGGGCUACUUUUCCCCGCCGACGCGAUUGCCAAAGCCAAGCACUAUUUGGCUAUGACCUCAGGAGGCGUUGGAGCUUACAGUGAUUCCAGAGGGCUCCCUGGUGUGCGGCAGGAGGUUGCAAAUUUUAUCCUGCAGCGUGACGGAUAUCCGAGCGAUCCGGAGAAUAUCUUCCUCACUGAUGGAGCUAGCAAAGGUGUAGCACAAGUUUUGAAUGCCCUCAUCCGCGAUGAGAAGGAUGGGGUACUGGUUCCUAUUCCACAAUAUCCUUUGUACUCAGCAACGAUUCAGCUUCUAGGAGGCACACUGGUGCCGUAUUAUUUGGCUGAGGAGGAUAACUGGGGUUUGAAUACUAAUGACCUGCGUAAAUCUGUCACUGAAGCUCGCAGGAAGGGGAUUUGUGUCCGAGGAUUGGUUUUUAUCAAUCCAGGAAAUCCAACUGGUCAAUGUCUAACCGAGAAAAAUUUGCGGGAACUUAUCGAGUUCUGCAUCAAGGAAAAGAUUGUGCUGAUGGCUGACGAGGUUUACCAGCAAAACGUUUAUCAAGAUGAGCGCCCCUUUAUCAGCGCGAGGAAGGUGCUGAUGGGCAUGGGACCCCCAGUCAGUGAAGCUCUGGAGUUGGUUUCAUUCCACACGGUGUCGAAGGGUUUCCUCGGAGAGUGUGGACAGCGAGGUGGAUACUUUGAAAUGACCAAUAUUCACCCCAAGACUGUGGACGAGCUCUACAAGGUUUCCUCCAUUGCCCUGAGUCCUAAUGUCACUGGACAAAUCAUGAUGGGUUUGAUGGUCAGUCCUCCAAAACCAGGAGACAUUUCGUAUCCUCUGUACAAGGCAGAAAGUGAAGCUAUCUCGCUGUCUUUGAGGAAAAGAGCGCAUAUCAUGACAGAUGGUUUCAAUGCUUGUGAAAACAUUGUCUGCAAUUUUACGGAGGGAGCCAUGUACUCUUUCCCACAAGUAAAGUUGCCCCAGGCUGCUAUUGCUGCUGCUAAGAAAGCAGGGAAAGCUCCUGACGUCUUCUAUUGCUUGCGGCUUUUGGAAGCUACUGGAAUUUCUACUGUUCCAGGUUCAGGAUUUGGCCAGAAAGAGGGGACCUUUCACGUGCGGACAACAAUUUUACCCUCGGAGAGAGACAUGCCUGGAAUCAUGGAAAGCUUCAAGAAGUUUAACGCGGACUUCAUGGCACAACAUUCAGACACCAAGUCGAAGCUUUGAGGACACAUGAUCUCACACUACCUACAUCACCAGUUCCUGUGGUGGGGAAUGCGCAGACAUCACCUGCGUUGCGUAUUCGAUCUUGGGCUGGAUCAUUCCAUCUCAAUUAAGGACAGGCAUGACAAGCAAUACCCGAAAGACGCACCUCCACGUAGUCAUGAAAAUAUCUCUAGGCUUCUGUAAACUUCUUCUGCUGGUGUCCCUUGAAGCGAGACCCACUCUAUAAAUCGUCAUUUAUGACACUGCGAAGCAGACAGAUGUAGCAUAAAAAAACAUCAGCAAUUUGACGUUGGAGAUUGUAUUUUAUUCCGAGUUCACGUUGGAAUGACAUUCUGCAUCUCCUAGAGAACAAGGCCAGCUUUCUUCUGGUUGCAUGGUUUUUUA
This is a messenger RNA of Physcomitrium patens, 2093 nucleotides long. RefSeq names its product glutamate--glyoxylate aminotransferase 2. NCBI's taxonomy places the organism in Eukaryota, Viridiplantae, Streptophyta, Bryopsida, Funariales, Funariaceae. Gene Ontology annotation, molecular function: L-alanine:glyoxylate transaminase activity; L-alanine:2-oxoglutarate transaminase activity; glycine:2-oxoglutarate transaminase activity. The record is from RefSeq and is a predicted model, not a curated record. Gene Ontology annotation, biological process: photorespiration; biosynthetic process.